This is a messenger RNA of Misgurnus anguillicaudatus (oriental weatherfish), 4022 nucleotides long. RefSeq names its product phosphatidylinositol-4-phosphate 5-kinase, type I, alpha, b (gene pip5k1ab). Gene Ontology annotation, molecular function: 1-phosphatidylinositol-4-phosphate 5-kinase activity. Gene Ontology annotation, cellular component: plasma membrane. NCBI's taxonomy places the organism in Eukaryota, Metazoa, Chordata, Actinopteri, Cypriniformes, Cobitidae. The record is from RefSeq and is a predicted model, not a curated record. Gene Ontology annotation, biological process: phosphatidylinositol phosphate biosynthetic process.
UCUCUGUCUCUCUCUCUCUGUCUCUCUCUCUCUCUCAGUCUGUCUGGUUCCGGUCAGAUCUCGGGUCCAGUAAACCCGAAACAAAAUGGCGUCCGCCGGUCCACCCGACAUGGGCUUGUCUGCCCCUCCAGGGUCCAGCGGGGUUCGAAAGAUGACUGCAACAGAGGGUCCUGGAUCAUCUCAAAGUAUGAAGAAGACCAUCGGUCACCGGGGAGUUGACCCCACAGGAGAAACAACUUACAAAAAGACAACCUCGUCUGCCUUGAAAGGUGCCAUCCAGCUUGGGAUCGCACACACAGUGGGCAGCCUGAGUCAGAAAGCCGAGAGGGACGUCCUAAUGCAGGACUUUUACGUAGUCGAGAGCAUUUUCUUUCCCAGUGAAGGAAGUAAUCUGACUCCAGCUCACCACAAUGGCGACUUCAGGUUUAAGACCUAUGCCCCCAUUGCCUUCCGCUACUUCAGAGAGCUCUUUGGCAUCAGACCUGAUGACUAUCUGUACUCUCUGUGUAAUGAUCCAUUGAUCGAGCUGUCUAACCCUGGAGCGAGCGGGUCGAUAUUUUAUGUCACCAGCGAUGAUGAGUUCAUCAUUAAAACAGUGCAGCAUAAGGAAGCUGAGUUUCUGCAGAAACUACUGCCUGGCUACUUUAUGAAUCUGAAUCAGAACAAGAGAACGCUGCUCCCAAAAUUUUACGGCUUGUACUGCGUGCAAGCGGGUGGGAAGAACAUUCGUAUGGUCGUGAUGAAUAACCUCUUGCCAAGGAGCGUGCCUAUGCAUCUCAAAUACGACCUGAAGGGCUCCACGUACAAGCGGCGCGCCUCUCCUAAAGAGAUCGAAAAGAGCGUCCCCACUUACAAAGACCUGGACUUCAUCCAGGACAUGCCCGAGGGCAUCCAGCUUGAACCAGACAACUACAACGCCCUCUGCAAAACAAUCCAGCGGGACUGCCUGCUGUUGCAAAGUUUCAAGAUUAUGGACUACAGUUUGUUGGUGGGGAUCCAUAAUGCCAAUCAGGCAACUCGUGAGCGGACGGGGGCAGUGGAGGGUGGGGUCUCUGAAGGGGCAGUGACGCCGGACCACAGGAGGCCACAGGUUCAAAAAGCUCUGUACAGCACUGCGAUGGAGUCCAUACAGGGAGAGGCCAAAGGAAAAGGAUCAAUGGAAACAGAGGACCAAUGGGGAGGCAUCCCAGCACGCAACAGCAGAGGAGAGAGAAUACUGGUUUAUAUUGGAAUUAUUGAUAUCCUGCAGUCAUACAGGUUUAUAAAAAAAAUAGAGCAUUCCUGGAAGGCCUUGGUUCAUGAUGGGGACACGGUCUCCGUACAUCGACCAGGAUUCUACGCCGAGCGAUUUCAGCGUUUCAUGUGCAACACUGUUUUUAGAAAAGCAUUAAAAUCAUCCCCAUCAAAGAAGAGUCGAGGAGGCUGUUCAAGCGUCGUCAGACGGCUUCCUAUGGGAAGUGCUGCUCCCGCCCUCAGCGGACAGCCGGUCAUGGAUGCCAGACUCCUGUAUCGUACUCACCUUAACCAAUCUGAUGUGGAGGGAGAAAGUGGCAUGCAGUCGGACAGACCGGACCUGCUUCCGCACGGCUAUCCUUUGGCUGGAAGCAGUGAGUUUGCUGAGACAAAUCUGUCAAACUCAUCAUUAGGUAGCACAGGAAUGAUAUCAUCUUCACCUCCUCAAAGGUCAGUAGGGGUGGAGGUGCACAAAUCUGCAGUCACAGAGGCUGACAAUGGCGCCCCCCAAAGCACGGGAGCAGAAUACUUAGAUGAGCAAUUAAGCAGCGAAGACGGAGUUUCACUACAAGACAUCCCAGAAACUGAAAUCUGCUUUUAAAAAAGAGCGAUGUGCGGUGACAGAAGAGCAGACGGCGAGUGCCUCUGAGCGCCUCUGAAUGGGAGCUUUGAGUCUUCAGCACAAGACAUCAUAAAGAUGUAUUUCAAAACAGAGUGAAAUUGACAGGAAAUGAAGAGAAAUCCCUGGAUGAGAGAGGUUUAAGUGGCUCUCUCCUGCACAGGUGAUGCUGCUAAACCACAGAUGUUAACCACAAACUUAUGGGGAAAGUGAAAUUAGAUAUUUUAGUCACACGUUUUACUAUCUUUGUGUUCCCUAAACACACUCAAAACUGAACAAGCAGGAUGCACAAACUAAUUUUAGUUGUUUUUAUUUUUUUGUAGUGAUGGGAGGUAGAUACACUCACGCACGUUAUAUGCACCACUUUAUAUUAUUGUUGGUUUAUUUUGCAUAAAUCUUUAUUUAUUUAGGUCUUUAAACCUGAAGCUUCUCUCUGAACUGGUGUGAUGUAGAUGAAUAGCUGCUAGCGCUCCAGUGUAGAUAUAUGCAUCACACUGCAUUAAGUCAGCGAUAAAUAGAGACACCUUACAUUUCUUCAGGCAUGUCUGUACAUAAUCAUAUAUGAAGGCUUAUGGUGAACUGAUGAGAGCUUCUCUUUGGUGACUUUUUCCAGCUCUUUCUGUGUUGAGACAGCAUGUGCCCUUAUAGAGAUGGAAAACUGACCAAAAAUGAUUCCCGGUUGUUAGAAAGCAGAAUGCAUUUAAAUGUUAAGAAUGUUAUAUAUGACCCUAGAGUAUCGCCUAUAUUUCAUGGUUGGCAUCAGUGUUGCUUUCGUUAUUGCCUUUACUAUGUUGUUCUUUAUGCAUUUACAGUGCCUCUCGUUCGAUUUGGCGUGUGCGCGUUUUAAGUGUUUGUAUUUCUAUGCAUUUUUCUCCCUACUCAUGGCAAGUUGUCUUUGCAUAAUUGGACCAAUAUCAAGUUUCGCAAAACGGACAGAGUGUCUUUUUUUUCUAUAAAUGCAGAUUUUGUUGCCAUGCCAUGAGCCCCCGUAAUAUUCAUGUACUGUAUUUACAUAUUGUAUAUAGCUCUCUGUAAAUAAUUAUUCAUUGUGUUUAUGUAUGUAUUACAACAAAAUGUUACUAAUGUGCUCUUAUCAGCUAUUGACUGAUUGAACGAUGUGCCAUGACGUCUUCCGAUCACCUGCCUUAAUGCAGCUAUAAAAAGCAAUGCAUUGGUAUGAAAACUCAUUUCUGCUGGAUACAGAAAUCGCAAGGCCUCAAAACACACGGACCAAUGUGGAUAUGCAUGCAUUCGCUUCAUGUACCUGCUACAGAUGCUAAACCGUUCCUCCAAAACGCAUUUGUAUUUUUAAUGACCUUUUCACACUAACCUGAAUUGUUUUCUAGAGGUUUAUACAAUCAUGUAAUGUGUAGACAUGACAAUUUACAAAAGGAAUGUAAAUUGAAAUUACAUUCCGAUGAGUUUGGUUCUCGGUCGAUCACAAGCACACAUACUCCGUAACCUCAGAAACUUCGUAGCUGUACUGUUUGACUCGCUCAAUUUAAACAUAUUUACACUAAAAUGAGUUUAGCAGGGCACAUGUGAACACUGUAUUUAACAGAGGAGCUGGAAAGUAACCCAAGGAGGCAUAGUUCCUGAUUAAUCUACUUUUCUAUUAUCUGAACAAUACAGCUUCUGUCUGAUACAUUUAGAUUAUGAGACUGAACUAAGCUUGUCAUUUUUAACACACGUUACUUCCACUUUUUUAAGUGCCCUCUUAUGCAUUUCUUAUUGGCGGUAAUUUAAACAAUAGUCUGAAGUGUUAUUAAAUGGAGGCAGGUCUUGAAGUAUUUAAAGAAGGGCUAACCGUAUUGAACCUUUCCUGAAUAUAGUACUUUAUUAGUACACUUCCAUCUGAAAACAGUGAAGUGCAUUCAUCCCUUAAAAGUCAUAUUUUUGCCAAGGACUACCUAAAGAAACGUUUUCAUGCACGUAGAAUAUGCACAAGUACUUUUCCUAGACUGCUUUUGAAGAAACCACAGAACUGCUUUUUUAAAGCUGCAGUAUUUAUGCACAUUCUGAUGGUUAAUGUGUUAAUAUCACAUUGUAGGUUGAAGGUUUAACUUAACUUUUUAUUUAUUUUUUGCUUUGCUUUUUUGGUUUGAAUCAUUUCAAUGCAUUUUUUGUUUGUUUUGUAAUUAAAGUCUUUGUCAAAUGUCACACAAUCUAA